UAUUUGCUAAUAGUACUCAUAAUUAUAUCGCACGAAAACCUAUUAUUAUAAUAAUUUCUACUUUUAUCUGGCCAGAAAAGCAACAAAUUAGAGUUUAAACUUCAAGGAGCAGUAUCGUUAUUUUAAGGAUACAAUUUUGCGGUACAUAAAAUUACAGGAAGAGUUAUACCAAAACAUUCAAUGAUUGUUAGCAAUUCAGAUGCAAAACUUUGAUAUUUUUGGGAAUGUCCGAUAGUGAAGAAUCGUUUGAGGAAAAGCUUCGAAAAUUUAGACUGGAAAGAAAGUCAGACGAUAUUCAAACAGAGGCCACAAAAGAGGAAAGUCUAAGUGAUAUGGGCCGGCGAAGAGGCAGCGGUGGCCGUCGGCCACCCGCACAUUUGAAGGGCAGAGAAAUUGGUAUGUUUUAUGCCAACAGGCAACGUAAACAGAAUACCAGCUGGGCUUUCGAUGAUAGUGGACCGUACCGAACCGGUAAAAAACACCGCCGACAAAAAGUUCGCGAGAGAGUGACUUACGAGAACGAUGAAGUCGGAAUCGAUUCAGGGAUGUUCAUGCGGUUCGAUGAUAGCGGGGAUGAGGAUGUAGUUAGAGGAAUUGAGCGUAAGCCCCCGCCUGGAUUGACUGGGAGGGAAAUUGGACUGUAUUAUCGCGAUAGAAAAACGGAGAAGAAAAAGGAAAAGGAGAAACGGCGGGUUGUGGAUAUAACGAUACCACAGUGGCAGAUUCAGGAAAUUCGAAAACUACUAAAUCUUCAUCAUGGUUCUGAGAAUGUUGACUUUUUCAAACAUUUUAUAGAAAGUGAUAUAAAUUCGCCGUUCAAAAACGAAUACUUGAGAGUAAUAAAUACAAAUAUAGAGCAGAAUUUGAGAGCUGAGUCGUUGGAACAAAAUGCACCGACUGACUACUAUCAAACUAAAAGAAAGCAGUCGUUGAAUGAAGAUAUAUAUCAAGAAUUUAUACAAAAAGAGGUUCUUCCUGAAAUGAAAGCAUCUCGUGAAAAACUACCAGCUUUCGGUUCUCGCUACGAGAUCUUGAACAUGAUUGACAAGCAUCAAGUCAUUUUGAUUAAGGGAGAAACGGGUAGUGGAAAAACUACGCAAAUUCCACAAUUCAUAUUGGAUCAUGCGAUAAUUGCAAAAGAAGGAAGUGAUUGUCGAAUAAUAUGUACCCAACCGAGACGAAUCUCAGCGAUAACUUUGUCAGAAAGAGUUGCAACGGAGAGAGGAGAGAGGCUCGGUCAAUCAGUUGGCUAUCAAAUUCGAUUAGACGGUGUGAAACCUCGGUCUAAUGGAGCUACUAUAACUUAUUGCACGACAGGAAUUGUUCUCACUAUGAUGCAAAGUGAUCCUAUCCUGAAAGGAAUUUCUCAUCUGAUUCUCGACGAGAUUCACGAGCGGGAUGUUGUUACAGACUUACUUCUAGCGAUUGUAAAAAUGGUGUUGACAUAUAGAAAAGAUCUCAAGGUGAUACUGAUGAGUGCCACUUUAACCGCGGAAACCUUUUCGCGAUACUUUAACAACUGUCCUACCGUGGAGAUUCCAGGACUCUUAUUUCCUGUGCAAGAGUUUUACUUGGAGGACAUUAUAUCUGAGUUAAACUACCAUAAUUUCAAUAAUCCAAAGAAAGCUGUUGUCAGGAGAAACCGUUUCAACAGCCAAUUUUUGGAUAUGAUUGAACCUUACAUAGAAACCCUCCGAGAUAGCUACUCACCUCAAGUUAUAAAAACUAUCAACAAUCCAGAAAGUGAGACUAAUCAAGACAAUUUAAUUGUUGAAUUGAUUCUUAAUAUCACCGCAACCAAACCGGAUGGUGCAAUUCUCGUGUUUUUCCCUAGCUUGGCUCAAAUCACCGAAGUAAACAAACUUCUAACCGCAAAUCAGCAGCUUUCGAGAUAUCCUACCCUAAUCUAUCCAUUGCACUCAAAAGUUCCACAAUUGGAUCAAAAAGCAGUAUUCUCCAGACCCACCAGUGGUACUAGAAAAAUCAUUCUUGCUACAAACAUUGCCGAAACUUCAAUCACUAUCGACGAUGUGGUGUACGUUAUCAAUACGGGAAAGCAUAAAAUCAAUAUGUACGAGAAUGGGAUAGCAUCGCUGCGUGAUGAGUGGAUUUCUCUAUCCAAUGAGAUACAACGGAAGGGUCGCGCGGGACGUGUCAAACCGGGCAUAAGCUAUCACCUUUAUUCUCGAGCCCGUCGCAGCGUACUGUUGCAGAACACACCUCCGGAGAUUCUUCGUGUCGCAUUGGACGAAGUAAUUCUGAACAUAAAAAUACUUGGCCUCGGAGAAGUACGUCGUUUUAUGGACAAACUGCUAGAUCGUCCCACCGAUGAAGUGAUCGAGGAAUCAUUGCAGCUGCUGAAUCGUCUCAAUGCUUUGGAUGAUGAUCAAGUAUUGACUCCACUGGGCUACCACCUGGCCCGUCUCCCAAUGGAUCCGCGCACGGGUAAAAUGGUUCUCCUGUCUAGUAUUUUCAGCUGCAUCGAUCCGAUCACUUCGAUAGCAGCUAGCCUCUCGUUUAAAGAUGCAUUCUAUAAACCUUUCGGGAAAGAAAAGCAGGUCGAUGCUGUACGACGUAAGUUUGCUGAGGGUCACCACAGCGACCACCUAAUGCUGGCCAAUGUGAUUCACCAGUGGAAGAGUCGUAGGGGCAGUGAAGCCUAUAACUUUGCACGUCAAAAUUUUCUCAAUGUAACCACAUUGAAACAGUUGUGCAGUAUGAAGCAGCAGUUUUGCGAGUAUCUGUAUUUUGCAAAGUUUUUACAGAACUCAAACAUAGAAUCACGUUACAACAAUCUAAACUCUGGCAACGACAAGCUGCUGACGGCACUAAUUGGCGCUGGUUUGUAUCCGAAUGUUGCUUUCGUACGAAAGGUGAUUCGCAAUCGUAAAAAGGUUGAUGGUAGAGCAAUUCUGGCCAUCGAAGGUCAAGGAAGAGCGGUCAUUCAUCCGUGUUCGGUAAAUGCCACUUUAGCUGAUUUUGAAUCCAACUUUGUAGUCUACUAUGAAAAGCAGAAGAUUUCCAGUUUGACCAUGUUCGACACCACGGUGGUAAAUCCGUUUCCACUGUUUUUCUUUGGUGACAACCAUGUAGAGACGGAAGGGGAAUUUGAAUACAUCUCGAUUGCCGGUCACUAUGGACUCAGAUGCGACAAAGAAACUUAUCGAUUGAUUCAAGAUCUUAGAGGAGGAUUCAAUCUUUUUCUGCAAAAGAAAAUUUGUCACCCGUCACCAGUGGAUUGGUCAUCCGAUGAAGGAACUCUGCUAAGUGCUAUUAUUCAGCUUGUUACGAUUGAUGGAAAGUACGAAGACAAUUUUGGUGAUGACGACCUCCCUGCAGGUUGUAGUGGAAAUCCUGAAGAAAUUCCGCUCGAUGAUGAUGAUGAUGAUUAUUUGGAUUAUUAUGAGAGUUAUGAUAUGCCGGAAGCAUCAACAAGCAGUAGAAUAUAAUUUACCGUUUAUGAAUGAUAGAAAAAUUAACAAAAUACUUCUCACAGUCUAAAUUAGUGUAGUUUGCAAGCAAUUUAUUUAUAGCUACAAUUAAAGCCCAUAGCAUGGAUUUUCUAUAUAAACAAGAAUUUAAUGUUUGCAAUUUUUUCGCUCG
Messenger RNA from Topomyia yanbarensis, 3603 nucleotides. RefSeq names its product ATP-dependent DNA/RNA helicase DHX36 (gene Rhau). The transcript is spliced from 6 exons. The record is from RefSeq and is a predicted model, not a curated record. Lineage: Eukaryota; Metazoa; Arthropoda; Insecta; Diptera; Culicidae. Gene Ontology annotation, cellular component: nucleus; cytoplasm; intracellular anatomical structure. Bases 225 to 3449 code for a protein of 1074 amino acids. Gene Ontology annotation, molecular function: G-quadruplex RNA binding; ATP binding; DNA helicase activity.